This is a messenger RNA of Acaulospora colombiana, 286 nucleotides long. Lineage: Eukaryota; Fungi; Glomeromycota; Glomeromycetes; Diversisporales; Acaulosporaceae. The record is from the annotation of a GenBank genome assembly.
AUGGCGAAAGAGAGCGCUCAGGUCGGCUCAUCAUCCGGUCAAGUGAAUUUUGGGUGGGUAGCUUCCAGGCCGCAUCGUGACCAACCCUCCCAAUUUUUCUCCUCGGGUAGUCAGCGAAUACUAGAUCAAGAGCGGGGUCUAGAGGCAGCAAGACUCUUGAGGUCACUCUCCAAUCUCAUUGCUCUUAUUAUGUCGAUCGACGUCCUAUCGGACAAGAGGAACAUUCUCUCCUCGCCAAGAGAUGAGUUCAAUAAGAAUGACUCACAACUCCUCAUCAUGAACAAGU